This is a messenger RNA of Cooperia oncophora, 1062 nucleotides long. Lineage: Eukaryota; Metazoa; Nematoda; Chromadorea; Rhabditida; Trichostrongylidae. The record is from the annotation of a GenBank genome assembly.
UUGGUAGUGCCAACAAAUAAGUCACUCAACCCAGGUCCAACGCCUCUUCCUUUCAUCGGCAAUCUUCAUACAAUUCUUUCUCAUGAGCCAGGAUAUGAAGCAUUCGAAAUGUGGCGGAAGCGAUAUGGACCUGUCUAUACGUAUUGGAUGGGUCCGUUCCCAUUCGUCAUGCUUAGCGACUAUCCGACAUUGAAGGAGACGUUCGUCAAGGAUGGUGACGCAUAUAUUGGAAAGUUCCAUUUCAAAGAAACUACACAAGAAUAUCGAGGCAAGAUUGGCUUUGUAAGCGUGUUCAACAUGCUUUUCUAUAGCGUUCACUUCUUUUCUAAUCAUAAUUUUGAUUCCAUCAAGUCGCUUACCCUGCAUAAUUCAGGAGGUGAGUAUGGCGUCGUCGAGACUGAUGGAGAUAUGUGGCGCGAUCAUAGACGAUUUGCUCUGCAUGUGCUAAGGGACCUUGGUCUCAGCAAGGACGGCAUGGAACAAAGGGUACUUGGAGAAGUUGAAGCAAUGACCGAGGAGAUAAAAUCAAAGAAGAAUGAGAAACUUGACAUGCAGGAUAUCAUCGAUGUCGCUGUGGGAUCAGUAAUCAAUCAGCUACUGUUCGGAUAUCGAUUUGAUGAGGACCAUGUGGAAGAGUUUCGUGAGUUGAAGAUGAUGCUCUCCCGUCAAAUGAAGGAAACUGCUCACCCGUCGGCUGUGAUUCUGUUCAUGUUUCCCGGUGCUAAAUAUCUGCCCUAUUUCAAUAGAAUGUGGAAGAAAAUACUUAUGUAUCGCGAUGCUUUUUACGCGUUUUUCGACCGUCAAAUUGAAAUCCACCGGAAGGAAAUCGAAUAUGAUUCGGAACACAGCAAUGACUAUGUCGAGGCCUUCCUGAAGGAGCAAAAACGUCGUGAAGCAGAUGGCGACUACGAGUCAUUCAAGCAUAUUCAACUCCAAAAUAUGUGCCUUGACUUGUGGUUUGCUGGAAUGGAAACGACUUCAAAUACGUUUUCAUGGGCUGUCGUCUACAUCCUCAACCAUCCAGAUGUUCAGGUUGGAAAAACCUUCUGUUUUUCUUCAUAA